Messenger RNA from Equus caballus (horse), 7971 nucleotides. It is a transcript of the gene TSPOAP1, whose product is annotated as TSPO associated protein 1. Gene Ontology annotation, cellular component: mitochondrion. Gene Ontology annotation, molecular function: benzodiazepine receptor binding. NCBI's taxonomy places the organism in Eukaryota, Metazoa, Chordata, Mammalia, Perissodactyla, Equidae. The record is from RefSeq and is a predicted model, not a curated record.
CAGCCCCCUUGCCUCUGUAUCCUGGAAAGUGUGUGUGGGGGGGUUGGGGAUGAGGAGUGGGAGGCCACAUGUUGGGGGCACUGGGCCAGCAUCCCAUGAGGAACCUGCUCAUCCCUCUGUCCCGACCCUGCCUGCUGGUCCAGCCCACCAGUCCAGCGCCAUCACCAUGGAAACCAGCAGCUGACUUCCUAUUGGUGGACAGGAGGGGAGGGGGAGGAGGAGGGGAGGGUUAGCUCUCCCCUGCUCGCCCCCCUAUUCUGAGGCUCAGCCCUCCUCCGCGCCCACCAUCUCGGGGCUCUGGGACUGUAGGGGACCCCUGCACUCCCCAGAGCUGAAGCCAGCAGGGACAGAGACUAUGAGGCAAGCAGCCCACCGACCCAGGCCUCCUUAGGACCAGCCCGGCCGCCCAGCAAGCUAGCGAGCAGCAGCGGAGAGACGAGCAGGAGAUAAAGGACCACAGAAGACCAUUGGGGAUCACCCCCAGCAGCUCCUGUGGAUCCUAGCCAGGCUGAGGGGUCGUGAUGGAUGGCCAGACUCACAGACGCUGAUGGACAAACAAUGACACUGAUGCACACAGCUGCACAACACUGAGACGCUCCGAUACAACCAGCGACAGCAUCACACACUGCCACAGCCCUGCAAUACAGACACCCCCCCACACACACGGAAACAACUGGUAACUCCAAAACAGGCACAGACAGUGACACACAGAACCACUACCCCCCAACACAUACGACAGGGGGCACCCAUCCUCCAAACACACACAAGACAACGCUGACCUGCAAGACAGACCUGGAGACACGCACAUCUUCACCCAGGCGCUGCUGCUGGUGGCCUCUGCACAUCCUCCCUGCCCCCACAGGGACACCCUUGCUCCUCACACACUCACACACACACACACAGCCACGAGCAAACAUAGCUUGCAUACCCCCAGCUCCAGCUCUGGCAGCCCCGACUCCUGCAGCCUUCUUUGUGGAUAAGGAAGAACUCGGUCAACCUUGGAUGGAGACUCGGUGAAGCCAAAACUCAGAGAAGAAAGGGUCUGGCCUGGCAUGACCCUCGCCAGCCCCUCCACUUGGCUGGGUGAUGUCCCCCGGUCUGAGUCCUGGGGCCCCUUGGCAGUACCAUGGAGCAACUGACAUCCCUCCCACGGCCGGGGGACCCUGGAGCCAUGGAGCCAUGGGCACUGCCCGCCUGGCAGAGCUGGACUCCAGGCCAGGGGAGCGAACCUGGAGGCGCAGCCCCAAGCAUUGCUGAUACUCCAGCAGCUCUGCAGCUUGGAGAACUGGGGCUUAAGGAGAGCUCUGAGCCCGAGGGAGCCAGGAGCCCCCGACUUGUGGGGGGCAUUGACCCUGAAGGAACAGAAACUGAGCUGCCCAGCCUGGGGCAGCAAGCAGCAAGCUCCGUACCCAGCUGCCCGAUGCUGGAGGAUGAGGAGGCGGAGGUUUUUCCUGAGGGCAAGCUGAACAUGGGCUUCGGGGACGGACCCAAUCUGGAGCUGCUGAGGGCCCUGGGGGAGCUGCAGCAGCGCUGUGCCAUCCUUAAGGAGGAAAACCAAAUGCUGAGGAAGAGCAGCUUCCCUGAGACGGAGGAGAAGGUGCGGAGGCUGAAGCGGAAGAACGCGGAGCUGGCGGUCAUUGCCAAGCGCCUGGAGGAGAGGGCCCGGAAACUGCAGGAGACUAACCUUAGGGUGGUGAGUGCCCCCGUGCCCCGUCCAGGGGCCAGCCUGGAGUUGUGCCGGAAGGCCCUGGCCCGCCAACGAGCCCAGGACCUCAGUGAGACAGCCAGCGUCCUGCUGGCCAAGGACAAGCAGAUUGCUGCCUUGCAGCGAGAGUGCAGGGAGCUGCAGGCCAGGCUCACCCUGGUCGGCAAGGAGGGCCCCCAGUGGCUCCACGUGCGGGACUUCGACCGGCUGCUGCGCGAGUCCCAGCGGGAGGUGCUGCGGCUGCAGAGGCAGAUCGCUCUGCGCAACCAGCAGGAGCCGCCCCCACCGCCCCGGCCCCCGGGCCCUGCUGCCCCGGCCAGAGCAGGGGCGCCCGCCCCCGGGGCCCCGGGAGAGGCCACACUCCAGGAAGAUGUGGAAAGCCCACCCGUGGUCCUAGGGGAGCCAGAGAAACAGCAGAGGGUGCAGCAGCUGGAGUCAGAACUCAGCAAGAAGCGGAAGAAAUGCGAAAGCCUGGAGCAGGAAGCCCGGAAAAAGCAGAGGCGAUGUGAGGAGCUGGAACUGCAGCUGAGAGAAGCCCAGAAUGAGAAUGCCCGCCUGGUGGAGGAGAACUCUCGGCUCAGUGGGAGAGCCACAGAGAAGGAGCAGGUGGAGUGGGAGAAUGCGGAGCUGAGGGGCCAGCUCCUGGGGGUGACACAAGAGAGGGACUCAGCCCUUCGCAAGAGCCAGGGUCUGCAGAGCAAGCUGGAGAGCCUGGAGCAGGUGCUGAAGCACAUGCGGGAGGUGGCCCAGCGGCGGCAGCAGCUGGAGGUCGAGUAUGAGCAGGCUCGGCUCAGCCUGCAGGAGAAGCAGCAGGAGGUCCAGAGGCUGCAGCAGGCCCAGGCGGAAGCUAAGAGGGAACAUGAAGGCGCCGUGCAGCUGCUGGAGUCCACCCUGGAUUCCAUGCAGGUCCGGGUUCGAGAGCUCGAGGAGCAGUGCCGCAGCCAAACUGAGCGCUUCAGCCUCCUGGCGCAGGAGCUCCAGGCCUUCCGCCUGCACCCUGGCCCCUUGGAUCUGCUCACCUCUGCCCUGGGCUGCAGUACCCUUGGGGACCGUCCACCACCCCCCUGCUGCUGCUCUACCCCCCAGCCCUGCAGGGGGUCUGGCCCCAAAGGAAACCUGGCUGUGGAGGGCCUGGCUCCCUAUCCAAGAGGCUCCACCCUCAGUCCCUGGUCCCUCUUCAGGCCACAGACCGCAGGCCCACAUGCCUUCUUCUCUUUAGACCUUGACCUCCCACCGGGCUCCCCAGGGCGCUGCAGCCAAAAGUCUUCCGAGCCUGCCUCUGCCACGCUUGCUGGGGUCCCUCGAAGGACCGCCAAGAAGGCAGAGUCUCUCUCCAACUCCUCUCGCUCUGAGUCCAUCCACAACAGCCCCAAGUCUUGCCCUACGCCUGAGGUGGACACAGCCAGUGAGGUGGAGGAGCUGGAGGCAGACAGUGUGUCCCUGCUCCCAGCAGCGCCGGAGGGCAGCCGGGGAGGAGCCAGGAUCCAGGUCUUCCUAGCGCGCUACAGCUACAACCCCUUCGAGGGCCCCAACGAGAAUCCAGAGGCAGAGCUGCCGCUUACUGCUGGCGAAUAUAUCUACAUCUAUGGCAACAUGGAUGAGGAUGGCUUUUUUGAAGGGGAGCUUAUGGAUGGCCGAAGGGGCCUGGUCCCUUCCAAUUUUGUAGAGCGUGUGUCCGACGACGACCUCCUGACCUCCCUCCCUCCGGAGCUGGCCGAUUUAUCCCACAGUUCAGGCCCUGAACUCAGUUUCCUGAGCGGAGGUGGGGGUGGCAGCAGUAGUGGGGGCCAGAGCAGCGGGGGACGCAGCCAGCCCAGAGCAGAGGAGGAGGCUGCAGGGGACGAGCUUAGUCUGAGCCCCUUGCCUGAGGGUCUGGGUGAGCCUCCUGCUGUGCCUUACCCCCGCCAUCUGGCAAUCCUCAAGCAGCUGGCCCACAGUGUGGUGCUGGCCUGGGAGCCACCUCCUGAGCAAGUGGAGCUACACGGCUACCAUAUCUGCGUGAAUGGGGAGCUGCGUCAGGCCCUGGGGCCUGGGGUGCCCCCCAAGGCUGUGCUUGAGGACCUGGACCUGCGGGCUGGGGCCCUCCGUGUUUCUGUACAGUCCCUGACCAGUCGGGGCAGCUCCGACCCUCUGCGCUGCUGCUUGGUGGUGGGUGCCCAGGCCCGAGUGGUACCUACUCAGCUGCGGGUCCAUCGACUGACAGCCACAUCUGCUGAGAUUACCUGGGUUCCCAGCAAUAGCAACUUGGCCCAUGCCAUCUACCUCAAUGGGGAAGAGUGCCCCCCUGCCUGCCCCAGCACCUACUGGGCCACUUUCUGCCACCUGCGGCCUGGUACACUCUAUCAGGCACGAGUGGAAGCUCAGCUCCCACCUCGAGGAUCCUGGGAACCAGGCUGGGAGCGGCCGGAGCAGCGGGCUGCCACACUGCAGUUCACCACACUGCCCGCAGGCCCACCUGAUGCCCCCCUGGAUGUGCAGAUUGAGCCGGGGCCCUCACCUGGAAUCUUGAUCAUCAGCUGGCUCCCAGUAACAAUUGAUGCUGCUGGCACCUCCAAUGGCGUCCGUGUCACAGGCUAUGCCGUUUAUGCUGAUGGGCAGAAGAUCAUGGAGGUGGCCUCGCCCACAGCAGGCAGUGUGCUGGUGGAGUUGUCCCAGCUGCAGCUGCUGCAGGUGUGCAGUGAGGUGGCUGUACGUACCAUGUCACCCCAUGGCGAGUCAGCCGACUCCAUUCCAGCUCCUGUCGCCCCAGCCCUGGCUGUGGCCUGCCUGCCAGCCAGGGUCUUCUGCCCCUCACCACGACCAGGCUCGGAGGCCAGACCACCCCUUGCUCCAGCUUCUCCAGGGCCUGGAGACCCCAGCUCUCCCCUCCGGUGCCCUGACCCCCAUGGAACUCGAGAGCCCCCUGGGGGCCCCCCAGCAAGCCCUCCCAGAGAGACACCAAAAGGAUCCCAAGAGGAGCUCCCAGCACCUUGCUCCCAGGAGGAGGUUGGGGCAGCUGUGCUGGGUGCCUCAGAGGACAGGAGGGCCAGUGGGCCAACCGUGAGGGAGACCGUUCCUGGCCCUGCAGCGUCCUCACUCGCCAAGGAGGAGGCCGAGUGGACUGCAGGAGAGGCCUGCCCAGCACCCUGCUCUACGCAGGAAGCCCUGGCCCAGAGGGUGCCCAGUGCUGAGGCCUGCUGCGGAGGAGACACAGCGUCUGGGCUGAGGCCCAGGGCUGAGAGGGAGGACACGGCGGAGCUCGGGGUCCGUCUGGUGAACUCCCUUGUGGACCAUGGCCGCAACUCAGAUCUAUCAGACAUCCAAGAGGAGGAGGAAGAGGAGGAAGAGGAUGAGGAGCUGGGUUCCAGGACUUGCUCUUUCCAGAAGCAGGUUGCUGGCAGCUGCAUUAGGGAGAAUGGGGCCAAGCCCCAGCCCGACCCCAUCUGGGAGACUGACAGCGACGAGGAGGUCUUGGAGCAGAUCCUGGAGCUGCCCCUCCAGCAGUUCUGCAGCAAGAAGCUCUUUAGCAUCCCUGAGGAGGAGGAGGAAGAGGAUGAGGAGGAUGAGGAGGACAAAGAGAGGCCAGGGGCUGGCUGUUCUUCCCGAGACCCUGGCCUUCCUGAGCCUGCAGUGCUGGGGCUGGGCUGUGACAGCAGUCUGCCCCGAGGACCUGGCCCGUGUCCGUUGUCUCCUGAGCCCUCCAGGGCUGGGGACCGCCUGGAGGACAUGCCCGGACUAGUUGGUGGAAACAGCUGGAAGAGAGGAAAUGGCUCCCCCGAGAAGCCCCCAAACCGCAGGCGGUCCCCAGAUCCCCGUGAACACUGCAGCCGACUUCUCAGCAACUGCGGGCCCCAGGCCUCUGGACGACCAGGCCCCACACGGGAGAGGGGGGCCCCCGUUGUGGGCGAGGGUGCCAAGGGUGGACCAGAGGCUGGUGGGAGAGGGCGGCCGGCCCCUUCCCGGAGGUGCCCCCGGGGCCGGGCCCCAGAAUCUGGCCUGGCCAGCUGCCUUUCUCCCAAAUGCUUGGAAAUCAGCAUCGAAUAUGAUUCUGAGGAUGAACAGGAGGCGGGCGGCGGGGGCGUCAGCAUCACCAGCUCCUGCUACCUCGGAGAUGGGGAAGCCUGGGGCACAGCACCUAUAGGAAGGCCCAGGGGGCCUCUGAAGGCCAAUUCAGGCCUCAACCCCUACCCACGCCUCCUGGCCUGGGAGAAAGGGGAGCCAGAACGGAGAGGCCGCAGUGCGACUGGCAGAGCCAAGGAGCAACCCUCCCGGGCAGCAGAGUCGGGGGAGCCCAGAGGGCAGAGGGGCCCCCCACGGAAAGGGGGCCGGGCCCCCAGGCCCACCGAGCUGGCCCCUCCGAGGAGUCCCCCAGAAGUGCUGGCUUACCAGGACCUACCUGUCAGGGUCUUUGUGGCCCUGUUUGACUAUGACCCUGUGUCAAUGUCACCCAACCCUGAUGCUGGGGAAGAGGAGCUCCCCUUCCGGGAGGGCCAGAUCCUGAAGGUGUUUGGGGACAAGGAUGCCGAUGGCUUCUACCGGGGUGAAGGUGGGGGCCGGACAGGCUACAUCCCCUGCAACAUGGUGGCUGAGGUAGCUGUGGACAGUCUUGUGGGGAGACAACAGUUGUUCCAGCGGGGUUAUUUGUCCCCAGAUGUUCUCACUGAGGGCUCAGGGCAUUGUCCCUUUGUGUACUCCACAGCCCGCACAGCUGGGCCUCCUCCCAAGCCCCGCCGCUCCAAGAAAACUGAGUCAGAAGGCCCUGCCCAGCCCAGUGCAGGCUUCCCCCAGCCGGUCUCCUCUGCCAGCCUGAAAGCUCCCCGCUCCAUGGUGGCUGCAUUUGACUACAAUCCCCAGGAGAGCUCCCCCAACAUGGAUGUGGAGGCAGAGCUACCCUUCCGGGCAGGGGACGUCAUUACUGUGUUCGGGGGCAUGGACGAUGAUGGUUUCUACUAUGGCGAGCUGAAUGGACAGAGGGGCCUGGUUCCAUCCAACUUCCUGGAGGGCCCUGGGCCUGAGGCGGGCAGCUCAGACAGGGAGCCUGGGACACCCCAGGCUGAGAGUCAGGACCGGGCCAGCUCAACACAAGGACCCCCAGAGCCCCCAGGCUGGCCCUGUGCCCCUGGCUCUGGCAGCUUCCCCAGGAUUGGACUUGGGGGGCCUCAGGGCACAAGAGAGAAGGUGCGGGGUCUCCUCUCCAAGGGGAAGCAGCUCUUCAGGAAACUGGGCUCUGGGAAGAAGGAGUGAUGCUGAGGCCCAUCCUGCAGGCAGACGUGGUCCCCUGGGGCCCCCAGAUCACCGUCCCGGCUGGGUGGGGAAGACCAUGGACUCCGGUUUUCCUGAGUUAACACUGUGGCACUUGGAUGGGAAUCAGAAACUUGGCGAAGGUCAGAGCUAGAUGCGUCCUUAAGGAUGAGUCUUCUGGAAGGGCACCUUCCUCUUACAGGAGGGGAAACUGAGACCCAGAGUGAGGGAGUAACGUGGCCAAGGUGGCUGAGCACCUCAGUCACAGAGCCACGACUGGACCCAGGACUCUUGACUCCUAGGCCACCCACCUAGGCCUUGGUUCCCACCACGCUAUGCUAGUCCCUUCUGUGGCCCUUUCCCAGGAUGGGGGCCCCCUGGGGGGAGAGAGGGGCCUGUCCCCUCUGAUGGCACUGACUAUCCUGAUCAUGUCUUCCCUCCCUUGAAGGAAAGUUUGCACUGGAUUCUCCUGAGCUCCACCUCCCAUGGGGCAGGGGGGGCGGAGCCGUGUAUAUAUGUACAUACUCAGUGCCUCAGUCCAGCUUCCUCCAUCUCGCUUCCACUGCACAGGCCCGGGAAGGAGAAAGGCCAUGCCAAAGCGGGCCUAACCCCGCCCCCAUAGUGCUCCACCCCUCCUGCCAGCCUGGUCUCCUGGCCCCUGUGUGUUCCCCGCCCCCAAAGACCCAGGGGGCCAGUGGGCAGAAAGCAGGAGUAGGGUUUGCCUUAUUUUGCUCAUCGGAUUCAAUUUCUCUUUUGCAUUGUUUUCCUCUGGCCCCUGUCUGAGUCUGGGGCUGGGGAAAAGGACAGAUUUAUGCACCUGUUGUCAUACCUUCCCUGUUCAGAGUGGGGGAGGGGGCUAGCCACUCUACCCUACCCACCCUUCCCCUGCCCUCGGCUGGGUGAGUGUCUCUGCAUGUUCCCUUCGCUGUGGUGGGAGGCUGUUUCACUGAAGCCCCACCCCCACCUUGGUCUCCAUGGGUGUGGAAUGGUGGGGGCAUUUGUUUAAAAAGACAUUUUAUUAUAAUAAAGUCUAUUUUCACAAAACC